AUGAAUUAUGACCUUCAUUUUAAUCCUUCACAAUUCACAGAAUUUAUUUCACCUAGUCCUAAUAAUCUCGACUUUAGAACAAUCCCGAAACCUCAAAAUGCUUUUAUUCUAUACCGUAAAAAUUAUGCUGCAAAACAUAAAUCUACUGGGCGUAAUAAGGAUUGGAAAAUUCUUUCAAAGGAAGCCGGUGAUGCCUGGAAUAAUGAAUCGAACGAAGUAAAAAAUUAUUACAAAAGGUUAACAAAACUGGCUCGUGAAAAACAUAAAUUAAUUUAUGAUAAAAAAGGCAGAGCUCCUGCAUUAAUGACGAGUUAG
Entrophospora sp. SA101 is the source of this 315-nucleotide messenger RNA. Lineage: Eukaryota; Fungi; Glomeromycota; Glomeromycetes; Entrophosporales; Entrophosporaceae. The record is from the annotation of a GenBank genome assembly.